AGUAACUAGAAGUUUCUAGUAUUUUAAGCCUUGCCUUGGCCUUCCAUGCAUCAUGCCUUUAUUCAAGGGAACUAAUUAACAGAUCACAGACGACAGCAAAGGUAGAAAACAUGUGACAGAAUUAUGGCAAAAUAGGCUAAAGGUUAUGUGAACUGGAUGUGUGAUGAGUAAGUGUAAGAACAGGCAACAUCUAUGUUUUAUUUGUUUGCUUUUUAUCAUUGGGAAACAUGGACCACUGGGUUAACUGCAGCGAAAUGACUGUCCAUCCAACACAUUUUGUUAGAAUGGCAAGCAUACAGCAGAGAAGUUCUCUGCUAGAAGAGAUACGAUAACUAUCAUAAAUAUAAAGGUAGUUUACUUGCUUUUUCAAUACCGUCAGCUUGUAUGUUCCUGGCUGCACAAUACAGGCCUUUCUGUUUUUGAAAGGAUUUUUGUUCUUUAUGUCACCCCUCCACCUAGUUGCAGUUUCGGUAUUUUACAGAUGGUGGCGGUAAUGCACCAUAUUGGUUGCCAACCACCAAUAAAUCGGAAAGAAGAAGUAGUGUCGUCAGUCCCAGAAAUGUUCAAGCUGCACUGAAAGCAGCAAUAACCCAGAGAGGUGUAACUAAAUUAAUCGAGUUAAUUUGCACAUUUACACCAGGGUACAAAUAGGCACUCCGAACACAACAUCACUUGCUAGACAAACGAGGCAGCAGCUGUGGCCCGAGUACAAGCUGUACCCUGAGCACUUAUCCCCGGCCCGCGAGACCAAUCAGAGGUGCUGGCUGUAGAGGUACGCCCGAUAGCUUCAGAAGAGCUAACUAACCGAUCUACUUGUUUGAGAGAUGGCAAGGCUAAUAGUAGAGUGCAGUUCCUAGCUCUCUGAGAUCAGCAUGGCUCUGAUUGAUGUGAUUGCUGUGUUAGAGGUUCUCGAGAGUUAUGCAACACCCUCUAGCUUAAAUGUAGUGUUUUCGGGUCAUACAUUUUACGUUCGGGAUGUCUAGACCGGAUUUCUAAAAAGGUACGCUAGCAUGGCCACCACUCAUCUGCUACACUACAAAGCCCGCUACUGUCUACAAAAGUUAUAAUGGGCUGCAGUAUUAGGCACUUGGGGUAGCUUGUCAAGACAUUGUUUGGGGAAUAGUUUUAUGAUCUAGUGUAGUUGCCCUGUAUUACCCCCAAAUUCAUGAAUCAGCUGAAUGUGUUAGCGUUGUGAUGGCCCGUGUCAUUUCAGGCCAUGCAUUUCGGUGACCACAGUCCAGAAAUCAGCUCACAAUGUUGUAUGUUGAAGCUGCUGUGUGCUGUGCAUUUUUGGCCAGGUAGUUUUAUUAGCUCGUAUGUGAGGUAGUCGCGGGGUCGCUUUGUGAAUGAAAAAGGAAUGAAAGGACAAGCUGACACGGGUCAGAUUGAAACGAGCAGCUUUCCAGAUGAUUCUGCACGCCUCGCGGACCUUUGCCAGGGUAUGACCGACAGCGUCGACUGCCCCAUAGGCCAACCACCGUUUGUAUCGCACGGUAUAAAAUCUCAAGAUGCACCACCACCAUUCAGUGGAACCUCACUAUCAACUUCAAGCGCAAUGGUGAACAACGCAGCUCACAACAAAUGGAGUGGCUUUGUUAUCGAGGAUGAACUGUCAUUUGUCGCAAAGGACAGUGGGCCUUUGUCUGACAUCUGCUUACCAAACCCAACUAAGAGCAGCGAUGACAUAAGCUACGAAGUGCAACAAGCCUACAGGAUAUUUCAUGAUUUUCUUCUGGAGAAACACAAGGCGAUCACGGCUCCUUUUUGGAACCCGGUGGACACACAGCAGGAAUUCUCAUUUGCGAACACUGUGCAACAACAAGGGAUGUGCCUUAAAAGGAUAUCAGAAAAGUUUGUGAGCAGACAGUACAGCAGCAUCACCGACUUCGUGGCUGACUUCAGGCUGAUGCUGGAGAACUGCUACAGGUGUCACGGAGUGGACCACUGGAUAUCCAGACAAGCGCAGAAGGUGGAGAUGAUCCUUGAACAAAAGCUCACUUUGUUGUCAAGGGUGCUUAGGGAGAAGACGCGCCUGUCCGUAACGUCUAAAGGCCGAUUCGGUAGCGAGGAGGAGAAGGUCGGACCCAUGGGGUCAAGCUCGAGGCGGAGGUCUGUGCCUCGUAACCUGGCGUCCGUGACAAUGACCGGCUGCGAGUCGGUCAUGGUGCAGGCCCUUCGUCUGGAGGAGCAGCAGAGAGCUAAAGAAGAGAGGAGGCAGCGAGAGCAGGAGAAGAAGGAGGCAGAGGAGGCGUCGGUGAAGGAGGUGGCGGAGUGGGAGGAGUGUCUGCUCUCCGAGGCGUCUCCCUGGCCCGUGGACACGCUGUGGGAGCUCCCGGCCAUCGGCCACUUUCUGUGCCUGGCCCAGGCGGCGCUCAACCUGCCCGAGAUCGUCUUCUACGAGCUGGAGCGCUGCCUGCUCAUGCCGCGCUGCAGCUCCUUCCUGGCCAAGGUCAUGACCUCUCUGCUGUGCCAGCCCCAGCGGAGGGCCUCGCUGCACCGCCGGCCGGCCCUCACCUACCGCAGGUGGGAGGCGGAGCUGCGCCAGCGGGUUCUGGGCUGGUACCAGGCUGUGGGUGAGGCAGAGAGCCAGGUGGCCUGUGCCCAGCAGCUGGGGCUGUGCGACCAGUUCUUCCAGACGCUGGGCGACGCCAGCCCCCUGGAGGAACAGCCCUUCCACCUGCUGCCGUUCACCAAGCGCGUCUGGCUCCUCAAGGGGCUGUGCGACAACGUCUACGAGACGCAGACGGAAGUGCAGAACGCCGUGCUGGGCCAGCCCAUCCACGAGUGUCGGGAGUCCAUCCUGGGCUACGACAGCUGCGACAACGCCUACAUUCACUUCCCGCACUUCUGCGGCGCGGACCUGAGGAUAUACUGCCAGAGCCCGUGCGCCUCUCCCGAGGUGCCCCUGCCUACUGUCUUUGUGAGGAAAGUAGACGGUAACGGACCAUUAAAAACAGUUCUGACAUCUGCUGUUGGGGUGAUCGGUGUGAAUGAAGAAAAAUCCGGGUAUAAAACGCAAGACGGUCCUUGCUCCAGAGAAUCUGUGAAGGAGGAGGAGGAGGAGGAGACAGUGGACUCGGAGGAGAAGUACAACAGGACAAAUGAAGUUAAUGGUGUAGGGAUACUCUUUGGUGACUCUAAUCACCACGGAGACAAAACGGUCCUCUUAAGUGAACACACGGACACUUCUCUGUCCGGUAGUUCUUGGGGUUCCAAGGGGCUGUCAGACAGUCUGGAGAACAGACUACAACCUAAGCAAGAAGCCUCCUCCUCCUCCUCCUUCGCUGAGACGAAGCCUCCCUAUCUCCAGCUGGGAAAUCACUGCGACUUGGAGAAUCCAUCAUCACCACCACCACCACCACCCAACUUCUUGGCCUCCAAGUUACCCGACGGGUCCCUGAAGACAGAAGAUACGUGCUUGAGCUUGAGCUUGAAGCUGAAGCGUGAAGGCCAUCACAGGCCGUGCACUCGGUGCUCUGAAGAGGACGCCGACUGCAGUUGUUCCGAGGCUGAGCCGGCUUCUCCGAACAGCAGACACAAGCGGCGGAAAAGUAAUCAGAAAACGCACUGUCAAAAGAAUAGAAAGAAUAAACAGGCAGACAGGGAACAGAGGAGGCACAAGCGUCAAUGCAAAGCCGUCCCCGUCAGGAUUGUACAGGAUCGGGCAGCUAAGAGCAAACAUGCAACAAAUGCUGUGAAGAACACCACCACCACCACCACCACGAAGAGAAGGACAAAAACAGGAAAGAAAUCGGAAAGCAGAAACUCUGCUGCAGUCAUGAAGGAAGAUGAGACGGCACUGCCAGUUCAACCCACAUUUAAGUUGGUGUGUUCCAGUCUGGAUGAACUGAGGGAGCUCAUCAGUAAAACUGAAGACGAGAUGGACGAGCUGGAAAGCACAAAAAAGAAAUCUGGGACGUUGCAGUUCAGGAGAGAGGCUGUCAAAGAACUCCACAUCACACUCAUCAGACUACUUAACGAGCUGUCACCAUGGGAACCAAAACUCGUCAGAGCCUUCCAGAAGAACAGGGCACGCUUGAAGAAGGAUUAUGAUGAUUUCAAGAAACAUCCAGAUUAUGACACUUUCAUCAGGGAGGAGUUGGUGCUGGAAGAUGAGGACUUUGGCCCAGCCAAAUACCUCAACUCAGCAAUAAUACGACCUAUGGAAACAGAGGAGAAUGAUGCAGAGGAGAACCCUGCAGAGAAAGCAUUUGAUAAUGCACAGCUAUCAGAUGCUGGUGAAGUGGUGGGAGGUAUGUAUGCCGUCAGACCGGGUCCUUUCACACGAACUGCACACCAGACGCCAGCGCUUGGCUCGACCUAUCACAGUUGGAGUACGGAGAGCGAUCACAGUCAGUACGGAAAAAGCCCGGCAAGCACUGAAAACUCAGCGUUUUCCACCAAAAUUGAAAACGUAUCCUGUAACGAAGGCUCAUCUACUACACUCAAUCAGCGGUUACCUGAGACAAACCUGCUGCCAGACAGCGCACCUGUGCCAGGUGUGUGUAGGAGGAACGGACCCAUUCAAGCGCUAAUAGCGAAGAGCGUUGGUAACAAGGUGACACUGAUUAGGCACAAUCCCACAACAGUAAACACUACGCAUCAUCAUCAUAUGAACCAAGCGGCUGCACGCAAGGUUUUCACACUCACACAGCCAGAUAAACUUUCAACACAAACCCCUCAAACUCAUCCCGCGACAUCAGGAGCACCCAGCACAGGUACAUGUAAAACGCCGGCAUCGUCUUCGUCCCUUUCCACAAGCCCAUCACAAGUGGUGUACAAGGUCCCCUGGGGGCUGGGUGUCCUUAAAAAGGAUGGUGGGUCGCUGCACUUUAAGGCUUCUCCCGCAACAGACCAGAACUGCGGAGAAAAGCCCACGCAGCAUGUCGUCAUCCUGCCUAAAGUUAUGCUCGUCCAAAAGUCUGGGGGACAACAGGGAUGUCCGUCCGCGAAGACCUUUCUUACCAGCGUUCCAGUUCAAUCUGUCGCUCAGGUGAAAAAGUUUGAAGUGGAGGAGCAGUUGGUGGCCCCUGCAGCGCACUCUUUGAACGUACACGCUUCUCCUGCAUCAAAUGCCAAGGGCAACAACAACAACAAACUUCAAACGCCAGUUUUAGCAUUUGGGGCAAAUUCAAAUAUGCCCACCACAUCAAGUUCAAUAUCUGAUCCGUCUCGAGCAUCAAAUGUCAAGGACAACAACAACAAACCCCAAACGCCAGUUUUAACAUUCGGGGCAAAUUCAAAUGUGCCCACCACAUCAAGUUCGAGAUUUGAUUCGUCUGCAUCUACAGAGUCUGUUGAUGAUGCGAAGCAAGAACUGAGGACGGUGUGCAUCAGAGACUCCAAGUCGAUUCUGGUCACGACCAGAGGAGGCAAUACUGGCGUUGUCAAGGUCCAGACAUCUGACAUCAACAAGCACAGGGCAUCACCUGCUAGUCCCAUUUUCAGUCUUUGCCCACAAUUCAAAGGCCUCUUGGUACCCACAUCCACGCCACCUGCGAAAGCUCCCUCGUUGGCAAAGCAAGUGUCUACGACUACAACCAUAUCGCAGCUGCCUACAGUAAAAACCUCGUCCCCACAGAAUGCAAAUGCAGGAAGCAUCUCUGUGGGCUUGUCCUGCAAAACUACCCCGAGUACAAUCGCUGGCAAUCAUUGCCUAAUACCUGUGGUCUCUCCGCAAAAUGUGAACGUGUUGCCCUUGCCUGCUAUCACAGAUGCCUCACAGCAGUCACAGACAAGGCAAAGCAAGGGAGUCACCCAGCAGGCGCCACGGAAGAGGCCACAUCCACCAGAACACAGUGGUCAAGAUCAGGUUCCGUAUCAGAAGAUGUUCCUUGUCGCCCCUUCAGUUAGCGACGUAGCCAAGAGUGCCACCCUCUCUAAUGUCUCCCCGUCUGUGCCACCCGGAGCCAGGCUAAUGGUUCUCAGUCACAAGUCCAUCUCCUCUCUUCCCGCCAUGUCAUUUUCAAAACAAACUACCCUCAAACUAUCCACCACCACCACUACUACGACUACUAAUACCACCACUACCCUCAGUCCUCAAUCCACAACAGCCACAGAACCCAGCACCAUGUACAAAGCUGAUUCCGUUCAGCUAUCCCCAAAUCGCUCUGGUGCCAGCGGUGUCUUUUGUAAAAUAAAUGUCCCAACUCUGCCUUCUCCUGUAGUGCACACGAAAAUAUCGACAGACGUCUCCGUUUCCAGCAGCAAAAUGGUGUCACCCGAGUUGUCUGCGAAACCAGUUCCUUUCUGCGUCUCUAAAGCAGGUGCAUUGACUUUAAGUAGGCCUGUGUUUGUUCAGAAUGCUGCAAAUAGCAGUUUGUCUGCGAUCACAGAUGGUAAAGUAAAAGCUAUCACUGCCCUUACUGGUAGCCCUCCGCUUGUAGUGGCGCCCGGGCAUUCGGGUCCAUCUGUGGUCAGGCCUGCCAGUCUGCCUCAUGCCACUUGUGUACCAUUGCCACUUUCAGUGCCCAGUCUUUGCCAGAGCAUGGCGAAGUCCCCCAGUGCUUUGAAGCCCACCAUUGCUACCCGACCCCCACCCACAAGCGUCAUCAAAAGCCAGGGUCUGUCCGUAGUGCCACGCUUCCCCUGCCCCGUAUUAACAACACGGGCUAAUAGUAGUGUUAAACAGCCGUCAGUAUUACCACUGAGGGCUGUUACACCUCUUUCUCCACACAGGGGCGCUGUUGCACAAGCUCCCGCCUCUCAAGCCACAGUUGGACCGUUAACAGUAGCAGCAGCAGCAGCAGCAGCAGCAGGGCCCAAGCGUGUGCCUGCGACGCCUUCAACUACACAACAGAAAAUAGUUAUCAACACAAGUGCUCCUCUGGCCCCCGGCACCCAGCUCCUUAUAAAUAACACGCGCUUUGUCGUGCCCGCACAGGGUCUCGCAGCAGGCAGCCAUGUUUUGCUGAUUUCCAGUCCCCAGCCUCCCUCAGAGCCUCGGCCUAAUGUGAAUCCGACCGAAGCGCCCGGUCAUGUGGUGAGGGCGCCCGGCGGCGCCCCAGUUUCUGUGCCAGCUUUGCCAUUGUUCCAAGAACGCAGCAGCCGCAGGAUGGCGAUGCCAAGAACCGCGCCUCCCCAAAAGACUGCAGUGUGUAGCAGGCUACCUUUACCUGCACCGGCAACUGCUGUCGUCGAGACGGCCCCACCGCUGCAAUCUGUGCCCGUUGUUCCUGUUUGUUCAGUGAGAGCACCUGUGCCAAGCGUUCCGUGCUCGGCACAGAUUUCUCACUUAUCAGGGGCCGCUAUGUCAACAGGGGCGCUGAACGUGGCCAGUGAACCGAGGUCACCCUCCUCCGUGUUGACUCCCGGACAAAAAAAUCCAGCCGCCACCAAUACUUUACCACCAGUUCGCUUGUUUACUGAAAGUGUAGUGCGGGUGUCCGCCGCUGCUCUCCCAAAGACGCAAGAAAGCCCUUACGCUGUGAACAUCCCGACUCCUUUGCACACAGUGUCUGUGAGCAGCACGGUAUCUACAACGCAGCUUGCGUCUCGGACUGUAGCCUGUGUAGCAAAAACAGUCACUGUGCCUUUAAUGAACAGCUCCAUGUGUCGAGUGCAGGCAGUGCCUAUCGCAACAGUGCAGCCUAUUGAUGGCAGACAUAACAACAGACCGCCGGUACCAGCCACAUGCCCAUCCCCAUCAUCAAGCAACGCGGUAAUUAUGACCCCAUGCCGGCCAGCGGCCAGUAGCAAUACCACGCUAACAACAUCUAUUGGUCUGCCUGUGGUUGUGGCAGACUCGCCGCAAAACAAAGGACCUCCAUUUCAGAUCCCUGCUCCCUCGGGGCUAACGGGCUUGUCAUUCAGCAGACUUUUGGUCAGUCCAGACGGGGCCAUCUUGAGUAGUGUACGAGCGCCCCCUCUCCUCCCCACCAUUCCCCUCGUCUCGUCCUCCGGAGCCAAAGGCUCCAGCCCCAGCAGCCUAAUGGGCAUGGAGCAGCAGACACCACAGAAGGUAGCCAACUCAUUGACAUUAUCCCAAUCCCAGCCCACCCAACCUCAAGGAGGAACCAGCAGAUGAAAAGUAUAACUUUGUGGACAACAGUGGAUCUUACUUUAAUGAAGUAGUAAAAAAAAACAAUUACAUGGGGGGGGGGAACGACAAUAACCCUCUAUUUACCAACUCUGGGGUGCAUUUCUAGAGGCCAUAGUUGCUAACCUCGUUUUUAAUGUAAUUUCCCAUUGGAAACUACCCAAGUUGCUACCAGGCUAACAACUACGCUUUCGAGAAAUGCACCCCUGACUUGAAGCAAAAAACAAAAAAAAAUCACCUCAAAUCAAGUGCCUACUGACACGUUUGGAAAAGCUGGUUUUAAGAGUUCUGUAUUUCAUAAAUCAAAUGUUAACUCUGAUUAUUUCAAAUUAGUCCAAGUUUUUUGUUUUGUUUAUGCCAAGUAUGUGUAACAAUAUGUUAGUGUACUUGGAGCGCUACUUCAAUGUAAUGAUGAAAAUAAUUAACACACAACUCAACUACACGUUCUCUGUUUUUACUGAAAAUGAUUUUGAUUAAUUUGGCUUUUACACACAACUUUUUCACAUCAGAAUAUCUCGAGUCCAGUACACAAAUCAAAAAAGCGGUGUAUGACUUAUGUAACAGUAUGCGCCUCAAAGUUCCAAGUCACUAAAUGCUGUUCAGUUAUUUAUUACCUUUUUUGUUGUUAAAAAAUACUGUGGAUAUUUUUGCACCACCUGCAAUAUUUUGCAGUCUUUGUUGCAUUUGAAAUAAAAUUGUUUUGUAUUCAAA
Messenger RNA from Engraulis encrasicolus (European anchovy), 8749 nucleotides. RefSeq lists its product as uncharacterized. The transcript is spliced from 9 exons. Gene Ontology annotation, molecular function: protein binding. The record is from RefSeq and is a predicted model, not a curated record. Lineage: Eukaryota; Metazoa; Chordata; Actinopteri; Clupeiformes; Engraulidae. Bases 1358 to 8026 code for a protein of 2222 amino acids.